AAUUGUAAAGAUGAUAAGACGUGUUGAAAAUGUAUAGGAAAAUCUGAUCCACAUGUAUGGAUCAUUUUUGUUUCAGUUUAAUUAAUAUUCAGAUUUUUAUGGCACUUAUUUGUUUUGGGAGUGGCAACACAUUAGACAAGAUUAGUCAUUAGCAAUGAGGAAUAUGAGUUACGAGGCACAGAACGUAGGAACUACCUCUGCCAAAAAGGCGAGCGAAGAAUUCAAGAAAUCCACAUCAUCUGACAAUAUGUCAAAAUCAUCAGAAGAUAUUCUUACAUAUGCUCGGUGGUGUUACAAUUCCAAAGAUGAAUUUGUUUACCUCUUGUAUAAUGACAUCACCCAAAUUUUACUGACAAAGUAAUGGAAGCAAGUUGACAAUGUUAUAUAACUAUGAUUACUGUAACUCAGCUACAUUUUAUUAGCUGGCAUGGAACUAGUUUGCAAAAGCAGACGGUGGCGGGAAGGUACUCUCCGAUGAUGAUGCCUGACAAGAAUCAUAAGGUGACUGAUGCAGAUAACUUACCCCAAUUCAGGGCAGCAAAUCUCGCCAAGGUAUUAUAUACAGGCAAAUAUAAAUUUGUCAAAUUUUAUUUCCUUCUUGAUAAAAGAGGUAAAAUAAGAGGAAAUCGAAGCCGAACAUUCAGUUUUUGGCCGAAUUCAUAGCAAGAAACAAAACAUGUAUAGGUUUUUUUUAGGAAUCCAAGUGCCAAGGGUUCAAUUCAGUAGAUUGGAUGACUCUACAAGAUGAAUAUGUUCAAGUGGAAUUUCCAAAUAAGAAUACAUACACAGGCCGUGUACAUUGCAAACAGAUGGAAGGAGACGGUACAUAUCGAUGGAAGUCAGGAGAAACUUUCAAGGGAAGAUUUGAACAAAAUUUAAUUGAAGGUAAUGGCCGAAUCGAAUGGAAUAACCAGAGCUGGUACGAAGGAGAAUUCCACAAUGGCUAUCGUCAUGGUACUGGAAAUUUUGUGUCAAAUGAUUAUGGACGUUUUUAUACUGGUCAGUGGUAUAUGGGUCGUAAACACGGAAAUGGCUAUUGCCGUUACAACAAACAAGAUGACUAUUAUGAAGGAGAGUGGAAUAUGGAUCAAAGACAAGGAACUGGUUACCGUGUUUAUGCAAAUGGCACUCGAUACAUUGGGCAAUGGGAAGACGGAAAGCGACAUGGAGUGGGUACAAUGGUUUGGUCUAAUGGGGAUGUAUAUCGAGGUGACUGGGAAAAUGGGACGAUGACUGGUUACGGAGAGUAUGUAUGGAAUGGGUUUUUGAAUAAGUCACUUUCAUGGCCUCAAGAAAAUUCCUAUAUGGGAGACUGGCUAAAUGGAAUGAGACAUGGCAAAGGUGUUUUGAAACUAAAAUCAGUCGGUGGUGCAAAGUAUUCCGGUGACUGGCAUAUGGAUAAAAAACACGGGUAUGGUAUGAUCAUCGGCAACAACGGUGGUGUCACUGAAGCAGAUCCUCUAUUUCUCAACAAUAUAUUAACAUCGCUGGAUACCGAAUCAAGACUUAUUCGAGUAUUGAAGUUUACAAAAUCUUUCCAAAUUACUAUGUUGAAUACUUUUGAUUUACUUGAAGGACUUGGUUUUCCAACAGUUACAUUAUGCUGUAGGUCUACCCCCAAACCACCUUCAAUAGAAUACAAACAGCCCCGGAAAACGACCAUUCUGGAGCCACUACAAUGUCCUUCUGUGUGGUUUCACAUCCAGAGAUUAUUGCAACCAAAAAUUGAAGCUCACUCUUCGUCUAUCACGUCUUCUAUUACAAUUCGUUCUGGAAAAUGUUACGCGUGUAGCAGUGACUCUGAGUGCACUUGUCUUUACGAUUCUUUGGUUAAUCUGGGAGAGAGCCACUCUACCGAGUCAUCAGAGAUGACAUCCUCCUUCUUUCGGUAUGGUACGUCGAGUACAUCAUCAAAGUUUUGUAAACAUCCUAAAAAGUCCACAGAGGAAGACGACACGAUAGAGCAGACAGAGGAGCAAUAUGAGAAACGCUGGGUUCACAAAUGUAUAGCGAGGCACAUACUUCGACUGCGUAAAAUAUAUAGGCUGUAUGCGGAAUUAUACUGUUCAGAGAAAGGAGUUCCGCAUCGUUUAUCAAUGGGUAAAAUUGCGCUCUGGCAGCUCAUGAGAGACUGUAACAUCCAUGGAAGAGGCAUCAGCUUGAUACAGUUUGAUCGAUAUAUUGCUAUCAACAAAUCAGCAUUUAUCGACCAGGUAUAUUACCCUUUUGAAAGGAUAGAGUUUUAUCAAUUCCUUCACGCACUACUUGAGUUUUCUUGGCAUCUUUAUACGAAAGAAGGUGACAUAGAAACAGAAGCUGUUCGUGGAAGACUAGCUGGAGGAUUACAUAAGCUCCUAAUUGAAGAUAUUUUUCCAAAUGCUGGAAAACACGUUGGAAAGGUGUCAACUGUCUACCGAGAUUUGUUUCCGAUUUAUUCCGUUUAUCAGUUAUAUUGUGAUCUCGGUGCGCCACACACAGCCAAAAAAUUUCUCCAAGCCACAUGCAUUGCUAAAGGUUCCAGCGAUCCCAAACCAUUACCUUGGCCCAGACCAAAGAUGACUGUAAUUCCGUCAUACGUUAUCAAUGGAAUAAACGCUGUUACUGUUGGAGAAAAACUGAGCUAUAUCCCAGCAGGAAAGCUUGAUCUACAAUCUGAAUCUGCCGAACGUGUAUUACAUUACGAAGACGAUUUAGCUCAUGAACUAUUUGCCUUGAGACACAUUGGUGCUCGAAAAAUGAUUUCAAUUAUAGCCGAAAUCUGUCCAGGGAUAAAGGAUCAAGAAACUGAUAUGAUCAUUAACAUGGAUUAUGAACUUUCCUUUCUCGAGUUCUAUGAAAUAUUAUUAGAGGCUGCAAGAGUUUUGAUCUACGAAAAAAAGGUAGCAAUGCAAGAAGAGGCCUGUAACGUAACAGCAAAUGCUAGUGCAGCAGCGGAAUCACUGAAUCAUUCACAGAUGUCAGAACCUACCGAAUCGAAACAUAAGUCGUUGAAAACUUCUAAAUACAAGAAAAAGUGACUUCAUGGAAAAUUUAACUCCUUCAAUGACAUUUAAGUCUAUCUAAUGAGUUUGAUUAAUUUGCUAUGAUUUAUAUAAGCAUGUGUACGUAAAAGAGAAAGAAUGACUUCAGUUUUCCAAUUUAUUCACAUAAGUACAAGUUACUCCACAAAAAUUACGUCUUAAAAUACAAUGCAUAUCCAGAAUGCCAAUAAAUGAUAAAACGUAAGUACUAUAUAAAAUAGAUAUCCGGAAAAACGUUAAAUCAAUAAUUACAAUCAAUCAAUGAUAAAUUAAGGAAUAAAAUAAAAUAUCAACAACAGACUAGAA
Messenger RNA from Diprion similis, 3326 nucleotides. Its product is annotated as radial spoke head 10 homolog B-like. The record is from RefSeq and is a predicted model, not a curated record. NCBI's taxonomy places the organism in Eukaryota, Metazoa, Arthropoda, Insecta, Hymenoptera, Diprionidae. The transcript is spliced from 13 exons. The coding region runs from base 732 to 3017 and encodes 761 amino acids.